Messenger RNA from Caenorhabditis briggsae, 1938 nucleotides. Gene Ontology annotation, molecular function: G protein-coupled peptide receptor activity. The record is from RefSeq and is a predicted model, not a curated record. The transcript has 9 exons. The coding region runs from base 1 to 1938 and encodes 645 amino acids. Lineage: Eukaryota; Metazoa; Nematoda; Chromadorea; Rhabditida; Rhabditidae. Gene Ontology annotation, cellular component: membrane.
AUGUCAUUGUCCAUGGAAUCUCGCACUAUUGAGGAAUUAGUAGGAAACGCCACAAAAUCAUGGGAGAAGGAGUUCCAAGACAACGGAUGGACUUCCACUACGAUGGAUGAAAGUGGUUUUACCUCUGCAAUCAGACACGCUACUCAGAUGGUUUGGGCUGAAACAGGUUUGAUUGGAUGUGGAGUAGGCAGGUGUGGAACGGACUAUUACAUGAAAGAGCACUUGGCCACUGUGGUGUGCCGCUACGGAGAACCAGGAAACUACAUCGGUUCUGACAUUUACGUAAAAGGAGAUGGCUGCUCUUCCUGCGCUGCUGGAUUACAGUGCGAGACUGAUUCCGGAUUAUUCAUUUUCGCAAACGUUUCGUAUAUUCUUGAAAUAUUAUACACCGCCAACACAUCAUCGCAUUUCAUAGUCUGUUUAUUGAUGUCUUCCCAAUAUAGGAGAACUGUGAGAAAUGUGCUUCCAUGUGGAAGGAACCUGCCGGCAGAUGGUCGAAGCAGAGGUAAUGAAGGGAAACGACGUAAUAUAAUUUUUUGUGAUCCUUGUCAGCUGGAACAAGUCUUUUUAGUCUAUGAGAAUCGAAUGGAGUUCUGUAUUCGUGACGACUUUAUCGGUUUCAGUAAUUCCACAAUAUUUAAGCUAUGUGAAUUUAAAUGGAAUCUUAUCUGUUUCUACACAACAAUCAAACCAUUCAAAUAUUACAUGUCCAUUCCUUGUACUCUAAUAAACUUAUUUCACUUUUUCAUUUUGACCCGAAAAUCUAUGAGCACGUCUUCUGUAUAUUUGAUAAUGUCGGCUGUUGCAGUUUCUGAUGUCGUAUUUAUGAUUGAAAAUUUUUAUCAUUUAUUCAUUCAAAUUGCUAUUGCUUAUUCAGGCUGCAUCGAAGAAAGAACUUAUGGAAUGGUUUUGACGAAUCUGAUUUUUUUGAACUUACCGGACUUUGCGAAACGAUGCUCUAUUUGGUUCUGUUUUUUGAUUGCUCUAAUUCGAACUUUAGUGAUUAGGAAUCCGAUGAGUUCGUUCUAUGAGAACCUUUCAAAUUCGGUUGCGUCGUAUGUAACGAUUCCUGCAGUUACUCUGAUUAGCCUAUCGUUGUCAGCAUUCAAAGCAUCGUUUUUUAAAAUAGUAGUAUUCGAGAGCGUCUUCUCUUGCAAAUUCAAUAACACAAUUCAAGGAUAUUCGUAUAUAGUUUUUGAUUCUCAUGUUUUAAAGUACUUUAAUGCAGUCGAUUCCAUUAUUUCCAGUAUUAUUCCGUGCAUGUUCCUUCCAUUCUUAACACUACUACACUUCAACUUUGACAUUAAGAAUUUAUUGGAGUUUGCAAACCACCAUCUGGUUCGUUUUUCAAUUGGUCUUGUUCGUCUUCUAGUUGUGAGAAAUCCGAUGUAUCCGUUUUAUGAUAACCUUUCAAAACCGUUCACGGCGUAUGUCACUAUUUCUGGGGUAACUCUGGCUAGCCUUUCGUUUUCUGCGUUCAAAGCUUUAUUUAUCGUAAUUUUUGAAAUGGGCAGCAUCAGCAUUUGCAAUUCAGAAACAAAAAGUCCGUCUAUUCCGUGCGUUUUAUUCACUUUUCUAACAGGUAUGUUAGUUUUAGAAGUGAAAAAAGCCAAUAAAAAUCGCUCGAAAUUAUUUUCAUCAUCUAAAGACAAAGAAUCACGAAACAAUACACAACUCGUGCUUUACUUCACAUUGACGUUUUUCGUUGCUCUAUUCCCAUUGGGAGUUACUUCGGCGAUUGUGGAUCAUAUCGUAGAGAAAGUAGGAUUUACUGUGAUAGGGGCCAAUUUUGGAUCACUUCUUGGUGUAUUAUACACCGCCAACACAUCAACUCAUUUUGUAGUUUGUAUUUUGAUAUCUUCGCUACAUCAGAAAACUGUUAAAGAUGCGAUGUUAUGUGGAAGAAAUGUGGUUCAUACAAGCACCUCAAUGAGUUGA